Molecule: messenger RNA, 1480 nt
Organism: Daldinia decipiens
Lineage: Eukaryota; Fungi; Ascomycota; Sordariomycetes; Xylariales; Hypoxylaceae
Product: GatB/YqeY domain-containing protein
Exons: 2
Coding region: 353-1006 (217 amino acids)
Cellular component (GO): mitochondrion
Molecular function (GO): carbon-nitrogen ligase activity, with glutamine as amido-N-donor
Source: RefSeq, a predicted model, not a curated record
AACUUAAUUCAAUUCUUCAGCUUCCAUUCUCGCAAAGUCGCACAUACAAUAAAUAGCCUUUCGGUACAUAGCUUCCUCAGCUUCUGCCCACAGCUUUCCCACCGGUUAGUGUGACGAUCGUGAUAUCACUGGCCACCUUACGCUUGGACGAUACAUAGGUACCCAACCCAAGGUAAGGUAAGGAAAGCCUGACCGACCGGGAACUUUCAUUGUACCGAAAUCCAAACUCGAUUGGUUCGACAUCAUCCAAUCUCCCCUGAAUAUAAUUAUCCCCGGACCCAAACCACACUUUGAAAAUUGCCAAGAAGAAAAAGGGUAAAAAUAAGGCCACCGAAACAAAAGACUUCCAACCAUGGCGUCCUUACGACCUUUCAAUCGCGUCGCCGAGCGAUUACGACUGCGGACACGCAUCGCAUCAUACCCCUCUACGACCCCCACGACGUCCGAGUUCCUGAGCCGCAGAUGCGGCGCACGGUUCUACUCGAGCGAAGAGGCGCCGCCACCGCCGCCUCUACUACAAAAGAUUAAAGGCGAUCUGAAGGCAGCGAUGCGUGCCAAAGACGCCCCCCGCCUAAACGCCAUCCGCUCCGUCCUCUCCGCCGUCCUCAACGCCUCCAAGACCGCAUCCCCCAUAACCACCGACGCGCAGCUGGUCGCGCUCCUGCGCAAGUCCCAGCGCGCCUCCGACGACGCCGCCGCCGAGUUCCAAGCGGCCGGCCGCCAGGACCUAGUCGACAAGGAGCGCACCCAAGUCGCCAUUCUCGGCGAGUACGUCGCCGCAAGCGGGUUCCGAGAAACCUCCGAGGCCGAGCUGCGCGCCAUCGUCGCCGGCGUCCUUACCGCCAUGACUAGCGAGGCUGCCGCCUCCGUCCCGCCCAUCGGCGAUACCCCUCCCUUCGGCGACGUCAUGAAGACCCUCUUGGCUCCCGACGGGCCCCUCGACGGCAAGGACGUCGACAAGGCCCAACUAGUCAAGAUCGUGAAGGAGCUAAGAGGCGCCAAUUGAUGCGCGCAAGCAGUCUAGCCCUCUGGGCACUCACUGUCGGUAAGAGAAAAGGAAAGGGAAGGGGUAUGAGAUAUGUUUAUAAAUGCCUGUACUAUAUAACUACCUAACCUAUACAUGAUGUGGAAUGCGGUUACGAUUGUAUUGCAUUGCAUCAACCGGCGUAUAAAAUUUCGGCUGGGUUUAAAAUCACAUCCUCACUCAAUGAAAUACCUGCGAGCUUACCUCGCGGUUGGGUCUCCGCAUAAUGAAUACUUUUAUAAUGUGACAACAAACUCGUGAACUAAGAUAGUGGAAAGUUUAGAAAGUGUUAUUUGCUUAGUUAGAGAACUAGUCUCUAAGUCCUAGCGAAAGAGGGGUUAGGGGGUUCAUGUGUAUUUGGAGUACCGAUUAAUUCAUAAUUCCAAGGUAUCUAUAUCUCCUCACUGCGUAGCCCACAGCUAUGCCUUACGCCAACUAUUUUCGUCUCGCCUAAAC